UCCAUAAAUGUUGAAGAGAGCUCUCGUAGGCGCCGUCGGUGUUGCAGCCGCUUUCCGGCGCCCCCGUCUGUCGGGAACUCGGCACGCUGGAACCCUUUCCUCCGCCGUGAAUUCCAUGCUUCUCCGCUCGCUUAAGGAGCACUAUCUUGAAGUGGCCAAAAUGACCAUGCCUCCUAAAGUAGCUCCUCCUGAUGGGUUCUCUAUUGUGAAAGGUGCGCUUGAUUCUGAUGGUCCAGUCCUCAAACGAAAAUAUGGCGAUGAAGAAAUCAGCAUCUACGUAACACGAUUGCUUAGUGGAAUGGACGACGAGAAUAGUGGGAUUGAUCAGAUGUUCCUUCAUGUGGAUGUAUCCAAACCCGCUCAGUGCGAAUCAUUGAUUUUCUUGUGUGGACUGUACGAAGAUGCUUUGGGAAUUCAUUCUGUUUCAAUGAGGCCAAAGGACCCGAAGACUGGUUACCUUGUUAUUCCAACUCACUAUAUUGGGCCUAAUUUUGAAGAACUUGAUGAAAGGACGAGGGAUGCAUUUCACAAUUACAUAGAGGAGCGAGGAGUAAAUGAGAGCCUCUUCAAAUUUCUGCAGGCAUGGCUCUAUGUGAAGGAUCAUCGAAAUCUAAUGCGAUGGUUCAAAACACUGGGUAUAUUCAUUGAUGGAGGAAAGAAGCAAGCUGAAAAUGCUUAAUCGUCUCUGAUGGAAUUAUUUGUGAUGCAACAAUGCCCUAUGCUUCAUGAGUAUUGAGUAAAGAAUUUAGAAAUAUAAUAGCGUUCUACGAUAAUUCUGGUGCGUGCAAUAAUUCUAAUAUUGGGUUUGCUCUCCCUUUUGAAAUUUUUGGCUUGCUUUUAGAUUAGAAUAGCUCAUGUACACACUCUUGUUACUCACAAUAUUACUCCUUUCGGUCUUAUUUGCUAGUAGUCACGUCACGUUUUAAAAGAUUUUCUUGGCCCUUAA
Prosopis cineraria is the source of this 946-nucleotide messenger RNA. RefSeq lists its product as uncharacterized. The transcript is spliced from 3 exons. Bases 8 to 679 code for a protein of 223 amino acids. Lineage: Eukaryota; Viridiplantae; Streptophyta; Magnoliopsida; Fabales; Fabaceae. The record is from RefSeq and is a predicted model, not a curated record. Gene Ontology annotation, cellular component: mitochondrial matrix.